Molecule: messenger RNA, 5966 nt
Organism: Leucoraja erinaceus (little skate)
Lineage: Eukaryota; Metazoa; Chordata; Chondrichthyes; Rajiformes; Rajidae
Product: steroid 17-alpha-hydroxylase/17,20 lyase-like
Biological process (GO): progesterone metabolic process; hormone biosynthetic process
Molecular function (GO): steroid 17-alpha-monooxygenase activity; heme binding; iron ion binding
Source: RefSeq, a predicted model, not a curated record
CGGAGAGAAGGCCCUUCACCGACUGCCCGAAGCGGCCCUGCGGCUCGGCGGCCGCCAUGUUGGUGGCGAGGGGAUGUGAUGUGAUGGGCGGCCCGGAGCCCCGCCCCGGUACAUGGAGGAGCCUCGUUCAGAGAAAGCUGAAGGGAGAGAAAUAUCCAAAAUGUCUGCCUUCCUUCCCGUUGAUCGGAAGUCUGCUGAGUCUAAGGAGCAAUCUCGCCCCUCAUCUCCACUUCCAAAACCUCCAGAAGACACAUGGCAACCUCUUCUCCCUCAUGAUGGGCCCACGAUAUGUGGUGGUGAUCAAUAAUUACCAAUAUGCCAAGGAGGUCCUGAUAAAAAAGGGCAAAAUCUUUGCGGGGAGACCCAGUUUGGUGUCAAUGGACUUGCUCUCCAGAGACGGAAAAGGCAUUGCAUUCGCAAGCUACAGUCCAACCUGGAGAUUCCACAGGAAGCUCGUUCAUUCGAAUCUCUAUCUAUGUGGCAAUGGUCUCGAAUCUCUUGAGGAACUAAUUUGUAAAGAGGUGUCUUCCAUUUGCACCAUGCUUGAACAGUUCGUAGACGUCCCGCUCGACUUAAUGACCGAGGUGACACGGAUGGUGACAAAUGUGAUCAGCAUGUUGUGUUUCAACUCAUCCUAUGAAAAGGGUGACCCAGAGUUCCAGAAAAUACUUGAUUACAGCGAAGGAAUUGUGGACACUGUCGGAAAAGACAAAUUAAUGGACCUCUUCUCCUGGCUACAGUAUUUUCCCAACGAGGAUAUUCAAACUCUGAAACGAUCCAUUGCUGUUCGAGACAGUAUCCUUCAAAAGAAACUUGAAGAGCACAAGGCAAAUUAUAACAGUGAAUCCAUCAAUGACUUACUGGACUCUCUGCUGAAAGCUCAGGAGAAUUUAAAGAACAACAACAGUCCGAUCCCUAGACCACACCUGACCGACGACCAUUUGAUGAUGACCGUGGCAGACAUAUUUGGAGCGGGGGCGGAGACCACGAGUACUUCUAUAGCCUGGAUCAUUCUCUACCUGCUCCACUAUCCACAGGUACAAACUAAAAUACAGGAGGAAAUUGAGAAUAACAUAGGAUAUGAAAGACCCCCUAAUAUAAGUGAUCGAAGCAACCUGCAUUUUCUCAAUGCGACCAUAAGUGAAACGCUGAGGAGCCAGCCAGUGGCACCUCUCCUCAUCCCUCACGUGGCUUUGGCAGACACCAGCAUUGGCGGCUACACAAUCCCCAAAGAUUCGCAAGUGAUCAUCAACGUCUGGGCUAUUCAUCACGACGAGAAGGAAUGGGAAAGUCCAGAGACCUUUGAUCCAACUCGUUUUUUGGACACAGAAGGAAAGUACGUGCACUCACCUUCGCCCAGUUUCCUGCCCUUUGGCGCCGGCAUAAGAGCCUGUGUCGGGGAGGUGCUGACAAAGAUGCAACUAUUCCUCUUUAUUGCCACCUUCCUCCAGCACUUCACCGUGGAGGUUCCCGCCGGGCACCAGCUGGUGGGCCUGAAUGGGAAAUUUGGGAUCGUCCUGCAACCAGAGAAAUUCAAAGUCCAACUCAAGUCCAGGAAGGCGUGGAAAGACUGCGUCUCGUAAGACUGACGGCAAAGUGUUGCCCCGUUUGCAACCUUCCUCAGUGAGAAGGAGCAUGAAGCUAACUGUAAACCGCUGAGCCCCGUAUCUUCUAAAUGUUGUCAUUCGCAAUUGGCAUGUGCAUGUUAUGUCCAAAGUGUCUUUGUAAAUUUUCUCAUGUAUUCUCCACUGGAAAGAGCAACAAAAUGGUACCUUCAACCUUGUGUGGGGAGGUUUGCAGUUGGUGGGGUGAGGCCUUAACUUCUCUUCGGGUUUACAUGACUAGGCUGCAGGGUCUGCCCCAUUAGAGUCCAUGUAAAUAAGAGCCUCGAGGCGUCAAAUGGCAAGCUCUUGUAGAAUGAGGUUUACUGUGAUUGUAAAUCAGAUCUCCAAUCUCAACACCAGGAGAACAUCCAUUCCCUUUCCCUCAACGAGGCAACUCAAGUCGACAUUCACAGCCUUUGAGUAGUGAGGGAUUUUAAGGGCCUGUCCCACUUUCAUGACCUAAUUCACAACCUUUUUUAUUCGUGGACAUUUUUCAUCAGGCUAGAAAAAAGCCCGAUCUACCUUGAUGCCACGAGUACCUACGAUUACCAUGACGACCUCCUACGACCUAGUGACGACCAUGCUGCGGGCAUGAGUCAAGGGCAAACUCGGCAGAGGUCGUGAAUUAAGUCUUGAAAUUGGGCCAUGCCCUUUAGCAGGCAGCUGCUGGUUUUAGUUUAGUUUGCAGAUACAGCGUGGAAACAGGCCCUUUGGCCCACCGAGUCGACCCUGACCAUCGAUCACCCGUUCUCACUAGUUCCAUGUUAUCCCACUUUCACACCUGGACUUUGGCAUGUGUUUGUAUACAGUGUAGAACUCAAAGUGCAGGAGUAACUCAGCGGGUCAGGCAGCAUCUCUUGGAGAACAAGGGCAGGUGACGUUUUGGGUCGGGACCUCAGUCUGCUGAUUGUAGUCACGGGGGGGGGGGGGGGUAGAAUAUUGGAAAAGAGGUGGUGGUGGGACAAAGCCAGGCAAGUGGUAGCUGGAUGCAGCAAGGGGCAUGGGAGGAGUUGAUUGCUGCAAAUCUCUAUGCUGCUCUCUCCCUCACCCCCCCCACUCCCUCCUCCUGUCACCCUCUUUCCCUUUCCUCCUCUCUCUCCCUCCCUCUCCCUGCUUCUCUCCCUCAAGCUUUUCACUGUACCUUGGUAUACAUGACAAUAAACUAAACUCAAACUCAAGGAGAGAGGGAUUGAGCAGAAACUUGUUUUGACAAAUGUUGCAGCAUCGACACACUUGAAUAGUUUUGUUUAUUGUUAUUCUCACUUGUACCAAGGUACAGUGAAAAGCUUUUUUUGCUGUGUGCUAUCCAGUCAGUGAAAAGACCAUUCAUGAUUACAAUCAAGCCGUCCACAGUGUACAGAUACAGGAUAAAGGGAAUAACGUUUAGUGCAAGAUUAAGUCCAGUAAAGUCUGAUUAAAGAUAGUUUGAGCGUCUCCAUUGAGGUAGAUGGUAGCUCAGGCCCGCUCUCUAGUUAUUGGUAGGAUUGCUCCAUUGUCUGAUAGUUUUCUCUCUUCUCCCUGUUUAAAGUAAAACGUGGAUAAUUCGCUACCCCAUUUUUCGAAAUAUUCGAGGCUUUGGAAUCUGAGACCUUGAUCUCUGCAUUCCCGGUAAACACACUGGGGCCUUGGAUCCCGUGCUCCCUUUAAACUCACCCCUGUUCCUGUGCCCCCAUUAAAUUCACCGGGUUCACUGGAAAGCUCACUAUAACCAUAUAACUAUAUAACAAUUACAGCACAGAAACAGGCCAUCUCGACCCUUCUAGUCCGUGCCGAACACGUAUUCUCCCCUAGUCCCAUAUACCUGCACUCACACCAUAACCCUCCAUUCCUUUCCCAUCUAUAUAACUAUCCAAUUUAUUUUUAAAUGAUAAAAACGAACCUGCCUCCACCACCUUCACUGGAAGCUCAUUCCACACAGCUACCAUUCUCUGAGUAAAGAGGUUCCCCCUCAUGUUAUCCCUAAACUUCUGUCCCUUAUUUCUCAAGUCAUGUCCCCUUGUUUGAAUCUUCCCUACUCUCAGUGGGGAAAGCUUAUCCACGUCCACUCUGUCUAUCCCUCUCAUCAUUUUAAAAACCUUUAUCAAGCCCCCCCCUUAACCUUCUACGCUCCAAAGAAUAAAGACCUAACUUCAACCUUUCUCUGUAACUUAGUUGCUGAAACCCAGGCAACAUUCUAGUAAAUCUCCUAGGUUCAGGUUUAUUAUUGACACCUGCAACGAGGUACAGUAAAAAGCAGCUUUGUUCUGCAUGCUGUCCAUAGUUAUAUAGUCAGCAUGGAAACAGACCCUUUCCCCCAACUUACCCAUGCCAACCAAGAUGCCCCAUUUACACUUCUCCCACCUGACCGUUUUUGGUCAUACUCCGCUAAACCUUUGCUAUUCGUGUACAUUUCCAAAUGUCUUUCAGAUGUUGUUAUUGUACUUGCGUCAACUACCUCCUCUGGCAGCUCGUUCCAAACACUCACCACCCUGUGUGUUAAAAGGUUACCCCUCAGGUUCCAAUAAAAAAGUCUUUCCCCUCUCACCUUAAACCUAUGUCCUCUGGUUUUUGAUUCCCCUACUCUGGGACAAUACCUUAUCUAUUCCCCACAUGAUUUUAUACACCUCUAUAAAAUAACCCCUUAUCCUCCUGCACUCCAAGAAAUAAAGUCCUAACCUGUUGAACCUCUCCCUUUAGCUCGGGCCCUCUAAUCCUGCCAACAUGCUUGUAAAAAUUAAAAAAGCAAGUCCUCCAAACCCUGUAAUGUAUUCACCAUUGCAAUUAAACCAUUGGCACCAAUUCCUAUCAGUGUACCUAUCUUUUAAAUCAGACCAGAUAAUACCAUACAUAGAUACAAUCAAGUUAAACUUAAGUGCAUUGGGUAGAGCGAAGGGAAAUGUAUCUUGUACAGAAUAUUUCCAAAAAUCAGGGACUCCACAGAAAGACUUGGGACAAGUCGGGAGAGUGGGCAGAGAAGUGGCAGAUGGAAUGUAGCAAAGUGUGGAGUCAAGCAUUUUGGUAGUAGGAAUAAAGGCAUAGACUAUUUUCUAAAUGGGGAGAGAAUCCAGAAAUCAGAGAUGCAAAGGGACUUGGGAGUGUUGGUGCAGGAUUCCCAAAUAGUUAAUUUGCAAGUCGAAUCGAUAGUAAGGAAGGCAUACGCAAUGCCAGCAUUUAUUUCAAGAGAGAGCUCGGAUACAAAAACAGGGACGGAAUGCUGAGGCUCUAUAAGGUCCUGGUCAGGUUGCAUUUAGAGAACUGUGAGUAAUUUUGGGCACCAUAUCUGAGGAGGGAUGUGCUUGGCUCUGGUGAGGGUCCAGAGGAGGUUUACAAGAAUGAUCCUAGGAAUGAGUGGGUUAACAUAUGAUGAGCGUUUGUCGACACUGGGCCUGUACUCGCUGGAGUUUAGAACGAUGAGGAGAGGUUGUUUCCACUAGUGGGAGAAUCUAGGACUAGAGGUCAUAGCCUCAGAAUUAAAGGAUCUUUCUUUAGGAAGGAGAUUAGGAGAAAUGUCUUUAGUCAGGGGGUGAUGAAUCUAUGGAAUUCUUUGCCACAGGAGGCCGUCAAUGGAUAUUUUUUACAGCAGGGAUAGAUAGAUUAUUGAUUAGUACGAGUGUUAGGGGUUAUGGGGAGAAGGUAGGGGAAUGGAGUUAGGAGGGAGAGACAGAUCAGCCAUGUUUGAAUGGUGGAGAAGACAUGAUGGGCCGAAUGGCCUAAUUCUGCUCCUAUCACUUAUUACCUUUUGAAUCCUUGAAUAUGGAACAGUCCCCAACUCAAAGCAGUUGUGAAGUAUCAUACAUCUAAAAUAGAAAAGUCUGCUAAACACGUAUUUGAAUAUUAAUAGCCAUAUUUUCUGAUAGUCCAGAAGCUCUAUCCGCUGCGACACAGUGCAGCCAAUUAUCCUACAAACCUACAUAUUUGGAGUGUGGGAUGGAACUGGAGCACCCAGAGAAAACCCACGCAGGUCACAGGGAAAACAUGCAAACUCCUUACAGACAUCAACCAUAGUCAGGUUCGUACCCCAUGUCUCUGGCGCUGUAAGGCAGCAACUCUACCACUGCGCCACCGUGCCGCCCACAUCUGACAUCUUUUGCCUCCAUAGUUGCAGCUCGUCCUGAUUUCUUCCAUCAUUCUGGUUUUGUUCUAGAUUUCAACAUCUGCAGUCUUCCAAGGCAUCACAUUGACUCUUAUCUUGUGAUUAUUUCUCAUUGAUGAAUACUUCAGGGGGGUCACAGCUUCACAGUGAUGGUCCUUCGAAAUUAUGAUCCAAAGCUUGUGAUGUUUAUAUUAAAUAUUUGCAUGAAAAAAUUCUAUAUACAUAUAUAUUAAUUGACUAUUACUACUUGAUUUCAUCUUUUGCAGCUCAAUAAAGGUGUGGUUAAUGGU